GUGAAAAAUAAGCGACGCUCAGGAUGCCCUUGGGGCAUUUUUGAUAUUUCAUUUUGUUGACUGUUGGAUCACGCUUUUGGUCAUAAGAUUAUUUUAAUAUGAUGCUUGCUUUGUUGCUGAUUGUUUCCGAAUAAUUUCGUUGUGAACUGUCAGCGCAUUGUGUGCGCUUGCUGGGUCGUCGAUUCACAUUAUGUCCUCCUGUACAUUCCCAAUCGGGUGAUUAAUCUCCUUAUUAUGGGGGAAAUUUUUAUCCGUUUUGGGGAAGCCGCCACCAAAGAUUUUGGGGAGAUCAAAUAAAACCCCUCAAAAUUUCCCCAGAUCUGGGGAGAUCCCCGAACUUUGGGAAGAUCAUUGGACUUUGGAGAUAUCCCCAAAAUAAGGAGAUUGGGUUUCUCACGCAACUCUCUAUAUUAGACGUGCAUCGUCUAAGUUUUCAUUAUUCCCACACACUUCUUGAAUUUAACAACGUCUUAGUAAAUUAUCAGAAAUAGUCCGUUCGGUAGACAGUUUCAAGCAGAUCAACCCAAUCUCCCAAGUUUGGGGUAUUUCAGGGAAACCCACAAAGUCAAGUGACCUUCACCGAAGUUUGGGGAAUUUCUCUAGACCUGGGGAAGUUUUGGUGCCAUUUUUCCAAAGUUUACCAUAUCGGCUUCCCCCAAACGGGUCAAUUUUUUUUGUAGUUAUAAUGUAGAGUCGAGUGGUUUUAGGAUCAGGAUCCCGAAUUAUAAAGUUUUAGGGGUCUGAGUUAUGUGCGAGGAGUUUUUGGUUUGGGAGCUACGUUUUCAAAGAUGUACAGCUAAACAUUUCGGUCUUUUACCGCAAAAAGUGAUAUCAAACCUGAAGUUUUUAUAUUUAGGAUCAAGAAGCCCAUAAAUGGUUUUCAAACGUCCCAUCCUUCAUACUUCUAUCACCUUCCUAUAUUAUAGAGGUCUUACACGAAAGCUGCAUUUUGGUUGACUAGCCUGAAGCCUGCCUAUGAACUCUGAAAGUCCUUGGUAUGACAAUCUUGGUAUUACUUUCUCAUCAUUCCUCCGCUCCAAGACGUGUUUUACAAUAAUAUAAUAAUUAUUAUGUAGUAGUGAUUUGUAGUGUUAUACUCUUAGGAGUGAUCAAAGAAGUAAUGUCGAAUGAUUUUCUAAGCAAUUAAAAGUGUGAUAAAGUAACUAGGAUAGGUAAAUUAAAAAUAACUAUGCCAACCUUAAUCAUAUUUAAUGAGAGGAUUAACAAAAUGUCUUGACAAAACGUUGAUUCAACAAUAGGGUAAAGGAAUGAAUGUUAAAACUAUGCGAAAACACAAAAGCAGAAUGAAUGUAGACACAUCAUAAGAAGAGGGGUAAGUUAAAGUUCGGUUGAUUCUAGUUCAUUGUUCCAAAUCAUAUAUAUAUUGGUGAAAGCCUUGAAAACACACUAAUUGAAGGUUAGCAUGUCUCCGCUCCGUUCGUCUUUUUAUGGAGAUUAGUUAUAAUCUCAUGCUCUAAGUAUAGAAGUCGUCUAGAACUUUCUCUUGUCACCUAGGUUUCUGACAAGAGUUUUAACUUUCCACCAGAGUCAUGAUUUUGCUACACAGUUGUAACCCCUGUUACUUUGUUUGUGUAUAAUAAUUAACUGUGGACAAGAAGGCUUCACAUGUCUGAUUAUCAGCACCUGUGAAGGACUGUUUACAUGUAAUGAGAUUAUUAAAUGAGCAUCGCUGGCACAAAAUUGAGAAAGUAAUGAGUUAUAACGAUUUUUUUGUAGUAAGUCAUUUGCUCCUCGGGAAUCGCACUUAGGUUGGCUAACCUUUCAGCAGUAUGCAAUAAAGCCGUAAAUUGAUGGCGAAUUCGUACAAAUACAAAAAAAUAACUACUUAUGUAUUCUCAACUUUUCUCUUGCUGCUUAAACAGUGUGGACCAAAUAAAAUGAUGGGAUCAAAAUUUACUAAAUUAGAUUACACCAAAUCACCGAAAAAUUCAAAACAAUAUUUUGUCAAAAAGUGUAUCUUUAUGUCUUGUGUUAAAAAGUUCAUUGCUUUUCUUAUCUUAGCACUUCAGCUUCUUUUAUUGGUUUGAAGAUAUUUCCAUAGGAAGCAAUUAGUUUGUUGCCAGAUUUUUUAUGCUACGAACGUUCUACUGUAGCCUGUCAAGCAUGAACAACCAACUGAAAAUUAGCAAUUUACGAGUUCCAUAUAGAAAAUCCAAUGAUAUAUUCGAUAUUAUAAAUUUAAAGUACAAAGAUCCUUUACUUUUGUUUAAGUCGUGGUUUGAAGAAGCUAUCAAAUGUGAAAAUGUUUUUGAACCUAAUGCAAUGGCUCUUGCAACGUGUAGCAAACAGUGUAUUCCAAGUGUACGGUUUGUUCUUUUGAAAGAAUUGGAUGAAAAUGGAUUUCAUUUUUUCACUAAUUAUAAUAGCAGAAAAGCUCAAGAGCUUGAUAGUAAUCCACAUGCAAGUCUUGUUUUUUAUUGGGAACCUCUUAAACGUCAGGUACGUGUGGAAGGCGUUGUUUCACGUGCUUCAGAGGUAGAGAGUGAAGAAUAUUUUCAGUCCCGCCCGAAGGCUAGUCAAAUUUCUGCUACAGUUAGUUCACAAAGUGAACCAAUUCCUUGUCGUGAAUUUCUGGACAAAAAGUACGUAGAAUUAGAAAAUGAAUAUGCUGCGAGAGAAAAGCUUCCAAAGCCUUCAAAUUGGGGAGGAUAUAUUCUGUCUCCGAAAUCAAUUGAGUUUUGGCAAGGUCAAACAAACAGACUGCAUGAUCGUAUUAGAUUUCGUCGUUGUGAUCAAAUUCCAGAAAUAAAUGGAUCUGACCUAGUACAUGUUGGAGAAAAUGGUUGGGUAUACGAACGACUAGCUCCAUAGAAGUUUGCUGUUUUUAUGCAUGAAUUUUUUCUAUAUGAGAAGUUUAGUUUCCUGCCACUUCUUGUAACAGUCAUACAUAUAUUCAAUGAAAUAUUUGUUGUUUGAAAUUUUUCAAAUGACAAGUACAAUUGCUUUCUCUGAGGUUUAUGAACUACUAAUGUCUUGGAGGAUGUUAAUUUCCCAAAGACAAUUUGCUAAUAAAAAAUUAAAUGAAGGAUCUUGUACGAAUAUAAUUGUGAUAUGAACUUCGCCUGUAACUUUUCUAGGGUUACUGCCGGUCUCAAUCUUGGGUAAAGGAGGGUUGGGCAUGUGGUUGG
This is a messenger RNA of Schistosoma haematobium, 3149 nucleotides long. RefSeq lists its product as uncharacterized. Gene Ontology annotation, molecular function: FMN binding; pyridoxamine phosphate oxidase activity. The coding region runs from base 2092 to 2832 and encodes 246 amino acids. The transcript has 9 exons. Gene Ontology annotation, biological process: pyridoxal 5'-phosphate biosynthetic process; pyridoxine biosynthetic process. The record is from RefSeq and is a predicted model, not a curated record. NCBI's taxonomy places the organism in Eukaryota, Metazoa, Platyhelminthes, Trematoda, Strigeidida, Schistosomatidae.